Messenger RNA from Pyricularia pennisetigena, 1299 nucleotides. RefSeq lists its product as uncharacterized. Gene Ontology annotation, cellular component: nucleus; cytoplasm. The coding region runs from base 1 to 1299 and encodes 432 amino acids. Lineage: Eukaryota; Fungi; Ascomycota; Sordariomycetes; Magnaporthales; Pyriculariaceae. The record is from RefSeq and is a predicted model, not a curated record. The transcript is spliced from 4 exons. Gene Ontology annotation, molecular function: NEDD8 activating enzyme activity. Gene Ontology annotation, biological process: protein neddylation.
AUGGCGGCGGACACGGAGAUGGUUUCCGAUGUCGAUACAAGCACAAAAAGAUGGCAAUAUCUGGACAGAAUAAGGACCAAACCAGGUCCUUUUACUGACAUGGACAGCUUUGACCCAGAGAGCUGCGUCUCGAGCAUGGAAAAGAUGUCUGUUCUAGGUGCUGGCGGGCUUGGGUGUGAGAUCCUGAAGAACCUGGCCUUGACUGGCUUUAAAAAUAUACAUGUCAUCGACAUGGACACCAUAGAUAUCUCUAACCUGAACAGGCAAUUCCUGUUCCGCAAGGACGAUGUUGGCAAGUACAAGGCAGAAGUUGCCGCCCGAUUUGUUGAGAAGCGGGUCAAGGGAGUCAAGAUCACGCCUCACAACUGCCGCAUUCAGGAGUUUGACGACGACUUUUACAUGCAGUUUCAGCUCGUCGUCUGCGGGCUGGACAGUAUCGAGGCCCGCCGGUGGAUUAACGCCAAGCUGUGCGAAAUGGUUGACAUGGAUAACCCGGACUCAUUCAAGCCGCUCAUCGAUGGCGGCACCGAAGGCUUCAAGGGCCAGUCUCGGGUCAUCUUUCCUACCAUGACAGCUUGCAUCGAGUGCCAGCUCGAGAUCUACGCCCCUCGGCCCGCCGUCCCGCUCUGCACCAUCGCUACAAUCCCGCGCCAGCCAGAGCACUGCAUUGAGUGGGCGCACAUCAUCGCUUGGGAGAAGGAAAAGCCGUUCCCAGCCCUGGAUAAGGACGACCCGGAGCACAUCACAUGGCUGUUUCAGAAGGCGCUGGAUCGCGCCAAAGAGUACGGCAUCCAGGGCGUCACCUACUCGCUGACCCAGGGCGUGGUCAAAAACAUCAUCCCCGCCAUCGCCUCGACCAACGCCAUAAUCGCCGCCAGCUGCUGCAACGAGGCGUUCAAGAUCGCCAGCAACGCCGCACCCCCACUCGGCCUCGAAGAGAACUACAUGAUGUACACGGGAGACGCUGGCAUCUACACCUUCACCUACAAGUACGAGCGCAAACCCGAUUGUCCCAUCUGCGGGAGCGAGGCUCGCCAGCUCGAAGUCGACCCGAACUGGACGCUGCAGGAGCUGGUCGAUCAUUUGGCGGUCCAGCCAGCCGCUCAGCUGAAGAAGCCCAGCAUCCGCGCCGAAGGCAAGUCGCUCUACGUGCAGAUGACCCCCGAUUUGGAGAAGGCUACAAGGGGCAAUCUCACCAAGACCCUUACCGAGCUGGGCUUGGUAAGCGGGCAGGAGAUUGCCGUGACGGACCCGGCUUUUAUGAGCACGGUCUUCCAAUACAGGCUGCAGUUCAAGUGA